CCAGCACCGCGCAUCGUCCGCUAUCGACGCGGAAGAACCGAUCAUCGUCGUCGCAGAUCCGAGUACUUUGCCAUUGGACACAGCAGAGCCCGAGAGUCGCCGCUACCACACCUCGCACGACCUUAACGAUGUCUACCUCCGUUGGCGUUAAUGUUCUCCGAUGGUCCGCCCUGGGCUUGGGUGUUUUCUACGGCAUCUACCACCAGACCUCCAUAUCCGCCCGUGACAGGGCUUCGAAGGCUGAAGCAGAGUGGAAGCACAAGGAAUCAUUGAUCUCGCAAGCCAAGGCUGAGUUUGCCAAGUCACAAAACGCCGGAGCUGCCAGCUCAUCUUCAGACAAGUCUGCGGAUCCUACCAAGGACCCCAACGCGGAUCUCAACACUUUGCUCGGAAUCACGGAUAAGAAUUAAGCUCGAAAAAACAGUCAAUUUUCCUAUGUAAGCAUGGCGAUAAUUGGAAGAAGGUCAGCCCACUCAGGGGAAGACAACUUUCGAAAUGUAGGGGAGAGAUAAAGGUAGAAUCACGGUGUGAUGCCGGAAUCAACUCUCUUGUACUGUGUGCAUUGUAUCUGUACAAUAUAGACGCUGGUGGUUGGUCAACGUUCACGUUCAAUAUACAUCCUUACCCAACAAAAUUUUUUGGAACAACUAUGCUCAUCAUCUUCUCAUCC
Messenger RNA from Aaosphaeria arxii CBS 175.79, 670 nucleotides. RefSeq lists its product as uncharacterized. Bases 129 to 410 code for a protein of 93 amino acids. The record is from RefSeq and is a predicted model, not a curated record. The transcript has 3 exons. Gene Ontology annotation, biological process: proton motive force-driven ATP synthesis. Gene Ontology annotation, molecular function: proton transmembrane transporter activity. NCBI's taxonomy places the organism in Eukaryota, Fungi, Ascomycota, Dothideomycetes, Pleosporales.